Molecule: messenger RNA, 783 nt
Organism: Sardina pilchardus (European sardine)
Lineage: Eukaryota; Metazoa; Chordata; Actinopteri; Clupeiformes; Clupeidae
Product: GTPase IMAP family member 9-like
Exons: 4
Coding region: 1-783 (260 amino acids)
Molecular function (GO): GTP binding
Source: RefSeq, a predicted model, not a curated record
AUGGAAAUAGGUGAACUCCGGAUAGUGCUGCUGGGGAAGACUGGAGUUGGGAAGAGCUCGACAGGAAACACCAUUUUAGGGAGAGACAUGUUCAGGGCAGAACUAUCUGCUGACUCGGUUACUAGCACGUGUCAGAGAGAGACAGCUGAAGUCAAUGGGAGGCAGAUUACAGUGAUUGACACUCCAGGGUUGUUUGAUACUGAGCGUGACAAUGAACACACCAAUAAAGAAAUCUCUAACUGCAUCUCACUGGUACUACCAGGCCCACAUGUGUUCCUCUUGGUGAUACCAGUGGGACGCUUUACUCCAGAGGAGCGUCUAGCAGUGGAGAUAAUUCAAGAAGCUUUCGGUGAUAACUUCAUCAAUUAUGCUAUUGUGCUCUUCACUAAAGGAGAUGAUCUGAAGAACAAGCCCAUUGAACACUACCUGGGGAAGCCAACAUUUUCUCUUCGGAACGUCAUUAAACAAUGUGGUGACAGAUACCAUGUGUUUAACAACAAUGAGACCCUAGACCGUAGUCAAGUCUCUGCUCUCCUGGACAAGAUAGACAACAUGGUGGCAGCAAAUGGAGGAGGUUAUUACAUGUUCCAGCAGCAAGAGAAGCUGGAGACUGGAAUGAUGGCAGAGGAAGGUACAUUGGGAGUUCAGCAUCUCUCAGAGCUCCUCAAGAACUCCCACAAGCUGGAGAAACUAGAAGGAGAGCUGUGCUGCGAUAGCAUCAGCUGCCACAUCAAACUCCUGCAGUUUGAAGGAGCUGAACCUGAGUUACAAUCAGCUUCAUGA